AUGGCCCGCAGGCAGGCGCGGCCGGCGGGCGGCGGGCGCUGGCUGCCCUGGCUGGGGCUCGCCGUGCUGCCGCUGGCCGUGCCCCCCGCCGCCGCCCCCUCCGCCUGCCCCUCCGCCUGCCCCGCCGCCUGCUACUGCGUGGUCACCCCGGAGCUGCAGCAGUGCCGCUGCGAGCGGCUGGAGGAGCCCCCGAGGGAGCUGCCGGCCGCCGUGCACAACCUCAGCAUCGCCGGCAGCAACCUGAGCGUCCUGGCCCGCGCCGCCUUCGCCGGCCGCCCGCUGCGCGACCUCCGCCUGCUCCGCCUGCGCCACGACAACAUCCACACCAUCGAGGACAUGGCCCUGCAGGGCCUGCCCGCCCUGCGCACCCUCGACCUGAGCCACAACCCGCUGCUCUCGGUGGCCGCGGGCGCCUUCGCCGGGGCGCCGCUGCUGCGCACGCUGCAGCUGAACCAGGCGCUGCUGGCGGCCCCGCUCGAGGAGCAGCUCGCCCUGGCCAUGCGCAACCUCAGCCUGCGGCGCCUGGAGCUGGCGGGCAACGCGCUGCGGGCGCUGCCGGCCGCGCUGCUGCCGCCCGGCCUGGAGGAGCUGGACCUGCGCAACAACUCCCUGCAGCGCCUGGCGGCCGCCGAGCUGCGCAGCCUGGACGGGCCGGAGCUGCGGGGGCUGCGCCUGAGCCUGGCCGCCAACCCGCUGAGCUGCGACUGCGGCCUGCGGCCCUUCCUGGCCUGGCUGCGCGCCGCCGCCGCCCGCGUGCUCGACGCGCGGAGCCUGCGCUGCGCGGCGCCGCCGGGGCUGCGCGGCACGGUCCUGCUGCGCCUGCGGCCCGAGGCGCUGGCCUGCGCCCUGCGCGACGGCGGCGAGCCGGGCCAGCUGGAGACCGCCUCCUACGUCUUCUUCGGCAUCGUCCUGGCGCUCAUCGGCAUCGUCUUCCUCAUGGUGCUCUACCUGAACCGCCGCGGCAUCAAGCGCUGGCUGCACAACCUGCGCGAGGCGUGCCGCGACCAGAUGGAGGGCUACCACUACCGCUACGAGCAGGACGCGGACCCGCGCUGCGCCGGCACGCCGGGCCUCUGA
Molecule: messenger RNA, 1077 nt
Organism: Sturnus vulgaris (Common starling)
Lineage: Eukaryota; Metazoa; Chordata; Aves; Passeriformes; Sturnidae
Gene: TPBGL
Product: trophoblast glycoprotein like
Biological process (GO): negative regulation of canonical Wnt signaling pathway
Cellular component (GO): plasma membrane
Molecular function (GO): protein binding
Source: RefSeq, a predicted model, not a curated record